Drosophila bipectinata is the source of this 1575-nucleotide messenger RNA. RefSeq names its product Microfibril-associated protein 1 (gene Mfap1). The record is from RefSeq and is a predicted model, not a curated record. Gene Ontology annotation, biological process: mRNA splicing, via spliceosome. Gene Ontology annotation, cellular component: U2-type spliceosomal complex. Gene Ontology annotation, molecular function: RNA binding. Lineage: Eukaryota; Metazoa; Arthropoda; Insecta; Diptera; Drosophilidae.
UCUGCAGUUCUACUAUUCUGUCCAUUUAUUUACAAUUUUUACAGAAACAAAUAGAUUAACAACAAGAUGAGUGGCCCGGCACCUCCUUCGGGCAUUCAGAGCACUGCAGGUGCCAUUCCUGUGAGGAAUGAAAAGGGUGAAUUGUCUAUGCAAAAGGUGAAGGUGCAGCGUUAUAUAUCCGGAAAGAGACCUGACUACGCACGUGCGGAUUCUAGUUCCGAAGAGAGCGACGAGGAUGACUUCAUUGACACCAAGAAGCGCUUAGAGCGCCACAAAUCCGAGCGUCACAAGCUUGAGCUCUCCAAAAGAAGUGGAAGUGCUGAGCCUGAAGAUAAGCCCGAAGGUGAUGAAGAAGAUGAAGCGGAGGUUGAUGAUCCCCGCCUGCGUCGCUUGCGGGCACGUCCAACUGCAGACGCGGAGGACAUGGAACGAGAGCGGCGGGAGCGCCAUCGGCACAUUCACGAACCUGAGAUGCUGGAAAGCAACAGCGAGGACGAGGAGGAGAACGAUGAAACCCAGGAUCAGCAGAAGCAUAUUGAACGAGGCACAAACAAGAUUACACUGGCCUCCGAGUCCGAUUCAGAUGCGGAGCUCAGUGAUACAGAGAUGGAGAAUAGGCGUGAGCAGCUCAGGGCCCGAAUGUUGCAACAGCAGCGCGAAGAGGAGGUGCUCCAGAAAGAGGAUGAGAAACAGUCUGAAUCUUCCGAGUCAGAAAGCUCCGAAUACGAGGAAGAGACAGAAAGCGAGGAGGACAACGAACCACGGCUGAAGCCCUUGUUUGUGCGGAAGCGAGAUCGCGCCACCAUCCAAGAGAAGGAAAGGGAGGCGCAGAAACAAAAGCAAAUCGAAGCGGAAAACAAGAGAGCGGCCAAGGAACGGCGACGAGCCACGUUGCGCAUGGUGGAGGAAAGCGUCAAAAAAGAUCUGGAGAAGACCAAGCCGGAGACAAAUGAAGCCUGCAUCGAAGAUGUCUGUACAGACGACGAAAACGACGAAGUAGAGUAUGAGGCAUGGAAGCUGCGCGAGCUUAAGAGGAUGAAGAGGGACCGGGAAGAGCGGGAUAACAACGAGAGGGAGAAGCUAGAAAUCGAUAGAAUGCGCAACCUUACAGAGGAAGAACGACGGCAAGAGCUUCGUCAGAAUCCCAAAACGGUCACAAACAAAGCCACCAAGGGCAAGUACAAAUUCCUGCAGAAGUACUACCAUCGGGGCGCUUUCUAUCUGGACGAGGAGAAUGACGUGCUGAAACGCGACUUUGCGCAGGCGACUUUGGAGGACCACUUCGAUAAGACCAUUCUUCCCAAGGUGAUGCAGGUGAAGAACUUCGGCCGCUGUGGCCGAACGAAGUACACGCAUUUAGUAGACCAAGACACCACCAAAUUCGACUCACCAUGGUAUGCAGAGUCGGCUAAUAACAUCAAAUUUCACAAUGAACGCGCUGGCGGCAUGAGGCAGCAGUUCGACAAGCCCACAGGAUCGAAACGAAAGAAACUCGAGUAGAAAGCAAUAAGGCAAUAUCGUACAAUUUAUUUAAUAAACAAACUGGAAUGACCGUUGUGGAAUAAUUACAAAAAA